This is a messenger RNA of Drosophila biarmipes, 1120 nucleotides long. It is a transcript of the gene mRpL44, whose product is annotated as 39S ribosomal protein L44, mitochondrial. The transcript is spliced from 2 exons. The record is from RefSeq and is a predicted model, not a curated record. Gene Ontology annotation, molecular function: ribonuclease III activity; double-stranded RNA binding. The coding region runs from base 83 to 1048 and encodes 321 amino acids. Lineage: Eukaryota; Metazoa; Arthropoda; Insecta; Diptera; Drosophilidae. Gene Ontology annotation, biological process: RNA processing.
AAAUGGCACCUGCAGUCGUUUCUCAGUACUGGUCCCCAUGCGAUCAAAAAUAUUUGUUAAUUAUUUGUAAGAUUGCCCAAAGAUGUCUUUUUUACGCAGUGCCGCUGGUCUCCUGGCUCGUGCCAAGCCUCUGGAAGGCUCCACCACAGAGCAAACACGGCGCCACAUCAAGCGUUGGGUUUCGCCGACGUUACGUGAACUCGCCCACCGGCAGAAGAAACUGGGACCGCAGAAACCAGAGGCCCGUUCCGGGUUCGUGGAGUGGAAUCAGCGCUCGGAGCUGUUCGCCUUUGGAAAGCGUUUAGGCGAAUCCUUCGAGCUGUCCCAGCUGCAGCGUGCCUUCACAGAGAAAUCCUUCGCUCGUCGCGAGGAAGAGCGCCGUCGGCAGCUGGGCAUCGAAGAGGCAGACUUACAAAUGGCCGACAACAGCGAUCUGGCCGAGAAGGGCCAACACAUAGCCCGCGCCUACGUUGAGGCAUUCCUGCAGCACCAACUGCCGAAGGUUCCUAAAGAGGGCCUUCAGGCAAUCGCUAACUUUUUGCUCAGCACCGAAUCACUGGCUCACGUGUCCUCCCACCUGGGCACCAAGGAUCUGAUUCAGUCCUCGGAGUACCCGCCCACAGCCGAAAGUCUGGCCCAAUCCCUGCAGGCGGUAAUCGGCGCCCUUGCGAAUUCCAGCGGAAUCGAGAGGGCUUUCCUCUUUGUCCGCGACUUUAUUUGCACUCAGCUGAAUCAAAAGGACCUGUUGGACGUGUGGACACCGCAGGAACCACUGCAGCUGCUGGACAAGAUAUGCCAGGAGCGAAAGCUGGGCGAAGCCGAGCCUCGCCUGCUGGGAGAUUGCGGAAGGAACACUGUGCUGGCCGCGUACCAAGUAGGCAUUUACGCAAACCGUCAGCUACUGGGAAAGGGAUUCGGCGAGGAUUUGAAGACAGCCACCGAAACAGCCGCCAUCGAUGCCUUGCAGAGCAUCUUCGAUACCCACGACAACCGACGACCCUUCGACUUCUCCCUUCAGCUAGAGACCAAGAACGUGCGAUUGGGCUGAGAAACGGAACGGGAUCUGCGUCCUAGUUGAUUAUUGUAAUUUGCACUAAACACAUGUACCCAUGCAUUGUCA